AUGUAUAGGAUUUAUAAUGCAAGAGCUUAUGAUUUCGAGCGCGUUGCCAAUCCGACAGGGCUCUUGUUUGCAAGACUGGAAUGUUAUGAUGCUGUGGAACCACCAAGAAUGACAAACCACUGGAUCCACAUUACCUUAGGAAACAAGAAUGAUAAUUUCUCCCAAUUCAGUCAAGUAGAUUUUAAGUUCCUGGUUUCAGAGGACAUCACUGUGGGUGCUAAGGAAGGGCUGGUUCCUGCACAUGAUGUCGAUACCGAAUCACUUGGAAUAUUAUUCUAUGAAAUCAGUGCACAAACGCCGGAGUUACUUAGUUAUUUGUAUACUGAAUCCCAAACCAGGGUGGUCAAGAUUUUGAAAAAACUAGAUCGAGAUGGGUUAAGCGUUAUGCACUACCUAUUGACUGCAAGUGAUGAAGGUGAGAAACAAAUGGUUUUGAAGAAUGACACCAAUAGCUCAUCAGCUGUACGUAUUACUUCCAAUGUUAAAUCAAAUACUACAAACUUGACUAUUGUUGUUCUGGAUGUGAACGAAAAUCCACCUUUAUACACAGAACAAUUGCAGCUAACACUGACAGAGUAUAUGCCAACAGGUACCUUGAUUCUUCAGCGUUUAGAAUUCUCUGAUGCAGAUUUUGGAGACAAUGGCUCAAUUUAUUUAUCAUUGGAGUCAGUAACACCACACAUUAAUAAACAGAUAAAAGACGGAGGCCCUCUUGUUGGUAUACUAAACGCAUCAAGACUGGUAAUACUGAGUGAGAUUGACAGAGAAAUACAUCCGACAAUAGUAGUUGUGCUUCUGGCUGUUGAACAAAGUACUCCAACACAGCUAAGUGCUACGGUUACUUUGACCAAUUUGAUAGCUGAUGUCAACGACAAUCCUCCCUACUUAGUUCAUCCUAUGAACUUGUCACUUCUACCAGAGACUUCAGAUCCUGGUUUAGGCUUCGGGAGUGCUUACGCUUCGAUCUCAACUGAUUCACUGAAAAAUACUUUAGUUACAGUGAUUUUUGGAAAGGAGAAGAACUUGGAAAUGAACGCAGUAGUGAAAUACAAAUUAAUUGAGGAAUCGCAGCAUGUCAAAACCGAAAGUGUUAGACAUGAAUCAUCUGAGUGA
Dicrocoelium dendriticum is the source of this 1113-nucleotide messenger RNA. NCBI's taxonomy places the organism in Eukaryota, Metazoa, Platyhelminthes, Trematoda, Plagiorchiida, Dicrocoeliidae. The record is from the annotation of a GenBank genome assembly.